Messenger RNA from Chanos chanos (milkfish), 678 nucleotides. RefSeq names its product sodium channel, voltage-gated, type I, beta a (gene scn1ba). Gene Ontology annotation, biological process: regulation of sodium ion transmembrane transporter activity; cardiac muscle cell action potential involved in contraction; sodium ion transport. The transcript has 5 exons. The record is from RefSeq and is a predicted model, not a curated record. Gene Ontology annotation, cellular component: voltage-gated sodium channel complex. The coding region runs from base 10 to 678 and encodes 222 amino acids. Gene Ontology annotation, molecular function: transmembrane transporter binding; sodium channel inhibitor activity. NCBI's taxonomy places the organism in Eukaryota, Metazoa, Chordata, Actinopteri, Gonorynchiformes, Chanidae.
UGGGUUAAGAUGUCUGCAGUGCGGCUGCUGCUGGUUCCGCUCGCCUUGUGUGUGAUGCACGCAUGGCUGUGUCACGGCGCUUGCGUGGAAGUCGAUUCAGACACGGAGGCCGUGGCUGGAGAAGGCUUCAAACUGAGCUGCAUCUCCUGCAAAAUGAGGGGGGAGGUGCCUGCCGUAGCUUCUGUGGAAUGGCAUUUCAUGGCCGAAGGAGAGAGCGAAUUUGUACACAUCUACAGUUAUGGGAAUAUGUAUGGAGUGAUCACAGAUUUGGAGCGCUUUGGAGAUCGUCUGGACUGGAACGGAAGUAAGAAUACCUUAGACCUGCAGGAUGGCUCCAUCUAUAUCCUCAACGUCACCUAUAAUGACACGGGCACUUACCGCUGCCACUUUGACCGCACCCUCACCUUCCCCUCUUACGAGUUCCAAACCAACGCCACCAAAUUCAUCACUCUCAACGUGGUGGGGAAGGCCACUCGUGGAAUGGCAUCCAUCCUGUCUGAAGUAAUGAUGUAUGUUUCCAUCAUCGGGCUCCAGCUCUGGUUGGUGGUGGAGAUGGUGUACUGUUACAGGAAGAUAGCGGCUGCAGGGGAGGAGGCGCUGAGGGAGAGCGCGGCGGAGUAUUUAGCUAUAGCCUCGGAGAGUAAGGAUAAUUGUGCAGGUGUGGCGGUGGCUGAAUAA